Chaetomium strumarium is the source of this 2695-nucleotide messenger RNA. RefSeq lists its product as uncharacterized. The coding region runs from base 133 to 2634 and encodes 833 amino acids. Lineage: Eukaryota; Fungi; Ascomycota; Sordariomycetes; Sordariales; Chaetomiaceae. Gene Ontology annotation, molecular function: damaged DNA binding; protein binding. The transcript is spliced from 5 exons. The record is from RefSeq and is a predicted model, not a curated record. Gene Ontology annotation, biological process: double-strand break repair via homologous recombination; mitotic G2 DNA damage checkpoint signaling. Gene Ontology annotation, cellular component: Mre11 complex.
AUUCAUUCAGCUCGUUCGAUCCACUUCGUGGCUUCUGCAAUAGCAAGGGCCUGUCUACAACCAGCGUUUCGAGGCUUCCUCGAUACUUUCUGAUGCCACACAUUAUAUCGUUCAGUCGACAUUUGAUUGGCCAUGUGGCUGCUUGAGAGCGAUCUAUUUGAGGGCCGGAAGCUAUGGCUGCGGCCUGGGAAAUUGUAUCUCUUCGGCCGCACCUCUGCGGAGCCCGGCCAGCUUGCCGUGUCGGACAAGACAAUCUCCAGGAAGCACAUCACGAUCAAAGUCGACAGUGUGCCUGAAGGGGGCGGCCGCAACCUCCACUCGCGAUCCAUAGUCACGAUUGAAGACCUUGAUUCGAAGAAGGGAACACUUCUCAACGGCGUCCAAAUACGCGGGCUGAAGAAGACACUGUCGGAAGAUGAAAAUGAAGUGAAGCUGGGCAUGUGCGCCAAGAUCCUCCGCAUACGUUGGCAUCCCGUUGUCCUGAGCUUCUCUUUCACAGCAAAAGAGCUACGCACCGAUCCGUGGACAAGACUUCGGGACAGUCUAGAGCAGCUCGACAUCAAAUAUUCGGCCGAAUACGAGAGAGACACCACCCACGUCGUCUCCAAGAAGCGCAAUACUUCCAAAGGCUUACAGGCGUUGAUCAACGGCAAAUACAUCGUUACCGACAGCUUCAUCAAUGCUAUCGUGGACGCGGCCAUUAUCCCAGAGGACGCAGAAGUGGGCACGAGUAGUGCUUUGGAGGAGAACUUCGAAGCCGCCUGGCCGAACGCCAUCGAUCAUCUGCCACCACGCGGCGAGGAAACCGUCGACCAGCCUCCAGAAGCGUACUCACCGGAUGAUCGGCGACAUGACGUCUUUGAUGGAUAUACCUUCGUGUUUUACGAAAGGAAGCAAUAUGAGAACCUGCUCCCGGUCAUCGCUGCUGGAAAGGGCAAGGCUCUGCUCAGGGAUGUGAUGCCCCGGGAAACGGACAUUGAUGACUUCAUCCGAUAUGUCAAAGGUGUUGCGGGAGAAAAGGGGCUGGGUUCUUUUAAAGACGGCAGCGAAGGCAGAGGCGUGGUUGUCGUGCGGUACACUCCAAAGACUGAGGACUACGAGUGGUACGCCGAGUUCCUGACUUCGUUCGCUCAGCGGCUCGACCAUCGGCCGAUUGAUCAGCGGGAAUUUCUCGAUGCCAUCCUUGCCUGCGAUGCCUCCAUGCUGCGCCGUCCGCUCCAGGAGGCCAGCCAACCCGAGUCGGCGGUACCGAGGGGCCAACCGGCCGGUGAUUCGGGAGACCGGAUGGAUGUUGAUCAGCUUGCACCUCAAGGACAAGAGGAACAGGUCGCAGGACAAAACUCUUCCACAGCGCCACGCACGAGACGAGAUCGGAGAGCCGGCCGAAGUCGGUUCAAAGGCUUCGAUUUUGAUGAUGAAGAGCCUGUCGAGGAGCCUCCGCCGGUAGAAGAACCUCCUGAGGCCUCCCGGUUGGCUGCUGUAUCUCAGGAUAGCUUAUUCGUGUCGCAAUAUCGGGAACCAAGCCUUCCCCCAGAGGAUGAGACCCAGGAGGCGCGUCCUGUUCGCAGGAACCCGCGCAAACAUGCUCUUUCACCACUACCAGAACAUGAUACUUCGGCGCUCAUGGAAGAAAUUGCGCCGACAGCAGCAGCAGUCAAACGCCGACGUAUCGAGUCCGGACAAGAACCCGUUCCUCCACCUCCUGAGCCGGAGCCGGCCGAUCAACCGAUCGAAGAUGAAGAGAUGGUCUCGGAUUCCCCGCAGGAAAAGCCAAAGAAGGGACAGGGUUCAAAGGGCAGGGGCAAGAAGGUCAAGGAGGAGGAUGAUAUCCUGGAGCUCGCGCGCCGGCAACGGGAGGAAGCCGAGGCUCAGGCGGCAGCCAAGCGUAAGGAACUGGAGGAACUGCCCGACGAUGAGAUUGACUAUGCAGCUAUCAGGGCGUUGCAUAUCAUCGAAGAGUGCGAGGUGCAUUUCCCUGAGUCUAACGGGAACAGUCGUAGCCGCGACCAAGAAAUCGCGGACGGCCGCUGGGAUCCGCGGUGGAACGGCCGGAAGAACUUCAAGCGGUUCCGCAAACGGGGCGAGCCCACGGGGCGUCCGGCGCCCCGCAUCAUUAUCGGCCUGGAGGAGGUCAAGCCAAAGGAGUACGGUAUCGGAGACGACUACUGGCUCGAGGAGGAAGGUGGCGGCCGCCGCAAGAAGGACAGCCAGUGCGAAUCCCAAGCUCAGACUCAGCAGCAGUCCGAGGGCGUACCUGACAGUGCUGUCAAGGGCAAAGGCAAAAAGAAGGAGAAGCCGAAGGCCCCGUUGCGAAGAAAUGUCUUGGCCAUUGACAGCAGCGACGAAGAAGAGCAAAGCGAGCUUGGCACGAUACCGGAAGGUAGCUCCGUGCUCGACAGCGAACCGUCUAGAAGUCGGGCAGCCAAGGCGGCCGAGAAGGCGAAUUCCCAGCGCCGGUCACAGAUACAGACGCAGUCGCAGAGCCAGGCAGCGUCAUCCAACAAGCGAUCCGCAGCGGCUGACCCAGUCAAGGAACGUGCAGCAAAACGGCCGCGGAAGGGUUUUGUGCCGCCGAGUGACGACGAUAGUGAUAGUGAUGAUGAGCUUAAGUUCCGCUUUGGGAGGCGGAGGUAGUGCUAAGCUCGAUUCGCCCUUGGCCAGCAGAUGCUCGGUCACUUUGUAGAUAAUGAAUAAA